Molecule: messenger RNA, 1875 nt
Organism: Trichoderma gamsii
Lineage: Eukaryota; Fungi; Ascomycota; Sordariomycetes; Hypocreales; Hypocreaceae
Product: fungal specific transcription factor
Exons: 4
Coding region: 1-1875 (624 amino acids)
Biological process (GO): DNA-templated transcription
Molecular function (GO): DNA binding; zinc ion binding
Source: RefSeq, a predicted model, not a curated record
AUGCUCAGGGCGUAUGGGGCGAAGAUUGAGCCCAGCGAUGGCGAUGAUAGAUCGGAUUCGGAAGCAGAGUCACAGUCUCUGAAUACUCCUGCGUCGAGCGAUGGGGCAAUGUCGAUAGUCAAGACGCAGGACCGUGAGGAUGCUAUGACGCCUAAAUUUAUCAUGAAAGAGGGAGCGUCGAGAUACUAUGACAGUGCUCUGUGGUCCAACUUAUCAGAAGAUUUUCAACAUCCAGAAUCCACCACCCAAUUCAGCGAACCGACAGAGGAAGAUGUCAACGAUAUUGAAGACGGACUAAUGUUUGAACCCGAGAGAGGCGACAAAGUCAUGGACCUUGCCAAAUACCAUCUUCCACUGCCGCUGAUAUCGAAACUAAAAGACUUCUUCAUAGACAGGGUCGAUCCCAUGAUGAAGUUCCUACACCUUCCCACCUUUUGGGUCGCUCUGACAAAUGAGCUGCAAAAUCCAGAUCGAAUACCCAAGAGCUUGGAGGCGCUCAUCUUUUCCUUUUACUUGGUCUCUAUGUGUUCGUUGAAAGCGGAUGAGGCCCGAGAGCUAUUUGAUGUAGACCAGAAGGUUCUCCUAUAUCGCUAUCGAACCGCGACUCGGCAAGCCUUGGUGAAUGCGAGGUUCUUGUCGACGGCGAACCUCAUGACCCUUCAGGCUUUUUCCAUCUUCAUUAUUUGCGUCAGAGACAUCUAUCGCUGCGACACCCUCUUCGUCUUAUCCGGCGUCGCCAUCCGGCUCGCUCGCAAAAUGGGCCUCCACCGCGACGGCACGUUCCUCGGCCUCCCCCCCUUUGAGACGGAAAUGCGAAGACGACUGUGGUGGCAUAUCGCGCACAUUGACUUUCGCACCGCCGAUGUCAUGGGCACCAAGCCUUCGCCAGAAAUCUCCACGGCGGAUACCAAACAUCCCAUCAACGUCGAAGACAGCGAGCUCUACCCGGGCAUGACUGCUCUUCCCGAGGACCACAACGGCAUUACGGGGAUAUCGCUCGCCAUCAUCAAGUGCGAGAUGAUUGCGUCGCUGUGCAAAUGCGCGGCUACUCGUCCCAUCGACUUGCGCUGGGAGAUGCUGUACAGUCCAGACAUCUCGCUCGCUACCAAGGACAGCGUCAUCGACGAAGUAGAGGAUCACAUGGAGAAGAAAUAUCUGAGGCACUGCGACCCUUUGAAUCCCUUUCACACGUUUCUAUCCAUCAUGGUGCGGUCGGCGGUAUGCAAAAUGAGGCUCUUUGCGCAUAAUCUGCGACAGUUUGCGCCUCGAUAUCCCGCCACUCAAAAGGACCAUGACAUCGCAUUCCACAACGCCAUGAAGCUUCUAGAAUACGCAGGCAUGGUCCAAGGCGGCCACAUGGGCUUGGACAAGUAUCUGUGGCAGAUUGGCACGAGCUACUGCUGGAACACGAUGCUCUACCUGCUCAUGGAGCUCCGAGUCCGCAAAUUCGGGCCAGAAGUCGACAAGUCGUGGAAACUCAUCGGCGUCGUCUUCGCACGCGCCCCUCAGGUGUUUUCAGAGUUCACGGGCUCCGUCUAUGUGGCACUCGGCAAAUGGACGCUGGAAGUCUGGGACGCCCACGUCGAGGCUUCAAAAGCUGAAGGACUUCCAGAUCCGGUGCCGCCCGACUAUAUUCAGGCCAUCCGUGACUACCAGAAGUCAAAGCUGCCAGAAACUCCGGUUGAAGAGAAAAAGGCGAAUCCGAAGCCUGUUGCCUGGCCUCCGACUACUUAUGACAAAGCCUCGUAUGUGGACUAUCUUGAUGUGGGCUAUUCAGAGCCGCACAACUUUCCUAAUUUGUCGUCGUUUGAUACAGAUCCCAAUCAAUGGCUACAGUGGGAGCAGCUAGUCGCAGACCAGAGCACCUUUACAUAA